Molecule: messenger RNA, 2328 nt
Organism: Lodderomyces pseudojiufengensis
Lineage: Eukaryota; Fungi; Ascomycota; Pichiomycetes; Serinales; Debaryomycetaceae
Product: protein kinase
Exons: 1
Coding region: 1-2328 (775 amino acids)
Biological process (GO): protein phosphorylation
Molecular function (GO): protein kinase activity; ATP binding
Source: RefSeq, a predicted model, not a curated record
AUGUCUAUUAUACCAUAUAAUCCUAAAAAUAAUGAUGUUUUAUAUCAUAAUCCUAAUGAAGGAAUAUUAAUACUUCAUGAUACUCAAGAAAAUUCAAUUCAAUUACUUUCAACAUUAGAAAAUUCAAAACAACAUCGUCCCGAAUCAUCCAGUACAACUACCACUACUCCCAAUAUAAAAUCAAAUUUUGAUAAAGAUGGAAGAUAUUCAAAUUUUCAAGAUAAUGGAGGUACAAAAAAAUGUCCAAGUUGUGGAUUUGUUUGGAAUGAAUAUGAAAGAAAUUCAAAUUCAAGAAGAUCAAGUACAACUUCUGGAUUUAAUUUACGUCAACCACCACCAAUAGGAAUUGAAUCAAAUACUUUUAUGCAUAAUGAUUAUUUUAAAUUAUUAGCUCAAAUACCUUUUAAUCAGAAUAAUAAUAAUAAGAACAAUAAAAAAUCAAGUACAAAUGCGAAUAAUAGUAUACCUAGUGGAGUCUUUAAUCAAGGAUAUUUUAAAAGAUUUUUUAGAAAAGUUGAUUCAAAUCCAUUAGGUUCUGGAGCUCAUGCACAAGUUUAUAAAGUAGAACAUAUUUUAAAUGAUAUAGUAUUAGGAACUUAUGCCGUAAAAAGAAUUAGUGUUGGAGAUAAAUAUGAAUUAUUAGAACAAGUUUUAAAUGAAGUUUUAAUAUUAUAUGAAUUAUCAGCAAAAAGUGCAAAUGAAAAUAAUUUAAUACGAUAUAAUCAUGUUUGGUUAGAAUUAGGUGAAUUGGAAGAUUCAAAUGCUUUUUUUUUACCUGAAUUAAAUUCAGGUGCUUCAAAUACAAAUGUAAAAUCAGAAAAAGUUCCUUAUAUGUUUAUAUUACAACAAUAUUGUGCAGGUGGUCAUUUAGAAGAUUUAAUAAAUAAAAAUUAUCAAAUUGAAGAAAAUAUGACUUAUAGUGAAAAAAUAAAAUUAGAAAAAUUAAAAAGAAAAAACAAAAGAAAUCAUCAAUCCAAUGAUACAGAAUCUCAAUGGUUAGAUAAUUUUGAAAUUUGGAAAUUUUUUCAUGAUAUUGCUAAUGGAGUUAAUUAUUUACACAAACAUGGAAUUUUACAUAGAGAUUUAAAACCAUCAAAUUGUUUAUUAGAUUUAAAGUAUAAUAAAUCUUCAUUAAAUUUUCCCUUGUAUUUUACAACAGUUGAAGAAUUUGAAACAAAAGUAUUUGAUUUACCUAAAAUCUUAGUUUCAGAUUUUGGAGAAGGGAAAUUUAUUGAUAAACAUAAAAAUUCUCAUAUUGGUAAUAAAUUAGAAGAAAGAGAAGGUAAUACAGGUACAUUAGAAUUUACAGCUCCUGAAUUAUGGAUUUGUAAUGAUGAUCCAAAAUUAGGUGGUAAAAAUUUUAUAAAUGAUUUUACUUAUGAAAGUGAUAUUUAUUCAUUAGGUUUAAUUCUUUGUUAUUUAUGUGUUGGAAAAUUACCUUUUACUGAUUUAAUAAAAGAUGAAAUUGAUCCAAAUAUUGCAAGAAAUAAUAUUUUAAAAUGGUAUGAAAAUUCAACUUUCUCAUCAUUUAGUGCAUGGUUUGAUAAAGUUAUCAUUUCAAAAGGAAGAAAAAUUGAUGAAUGUUUAAUCGAUUUUAAAAUUUUAAUUUGGAAAAUGUUAAAAGAAGAUCCAAAUAUUGAUGAUAAAUUCAAAGAUCAAGAAAGAUGUAAUUCUAAAGAAGUUUUAUUAUAUUUAAAUGAUAUGAAAUGGGAAAGAUUUGUUAAAUCGGAACCAAAAUCACGGCUUGAUGGCGGUGGUUUAUUUGAUAAACCUUCGAAUUUGCAAUCACUUAGAAAUGAUUUAGCACUAUAUAAACCAAACUAUAGUGGGAUUUCUAAACGAAAAUCUAUUGAAGAUCAAAUGGAACAAGAACAAAAUAAUGAAGAAGAAGAUGAAGAAGAGGAUAUAGAAUUUUCCAAAUUAAAUGAUACAGAUCAUUUCAAUUUAACUGAAGAAGAGUAUGAAUUUAAAUCAGAAUCAAAUCAUCAACCAUUAUUAUUAUUGAAUAAUGAUCAUCCUAACCCUAAAUCCAAUACCACAACUAAUAAAAAAAAGAAAGUAAAAUUUUCAAAAACUCAAUUUAAUUUAAAUCAAUUUCAAACAUUACCAUUUUAUAGUAUAGAAUUAAUAUUAUUAGAAUAUUUAUCAAUAUAUUCACCACAUUUUUCACAAAUUUUAUUAAAAAUUUUAAUUUAUUUUAUAAUUGGUAUUGAUUUAAUAUUAGUUGAAUAUAAAAUUAUAAGAACUGGAUUAUUUGUUUUUAUUUUUAUUACUUUUGCUAUUAUGUUGGGAUAUUCUAUUGGUGGUGGUUCUAAGAAUGUUUAUUAA